Molecule: messenger RNA, 3792 nt
Organism: Aspergillus alliaceus
Lineage: Eukaryota; Fungi; Ascomycota; Eurotiomycetes; Eurotiales; Aspergillaceae
Product: cation-translocating P-type ATPase
Exons: 2
Coding region: 243-3542 (1099 amino acids)
Biological process (GO): intracellular potassium ion homeostasis; sodium ion export across plasma membrane; proton transmembrane transport
Cellular component (GO): membrane
Molecular function (GO): ATP hydrolysis activity; ATP binding; P-type sodium:potassium-exchanging transporter activity
Source: RefSeq, a predicted model, not a curated record
UCCUUCGUGCCCGCCUAGCCCACGGACUCGUCAAUUUCGGCAUACUGUCUCUAUGGCUGGUCUUAUCAGGCUAGCUGUUCAGCGCCUUCCUAAGCGAAGGCCCGUAUCCUUUCUCCUCCUUUGGUCUAGGAGCAGUGGUUGCCUACACAGUACCGGGAGGAUAAAUACCACCCAGCUACUCCUCGAAAUAAUCCCCUUGUGCUCUCGUUGUCUGUUUAAUUUGGUGACUUGUCAUAUCUGCCAUGGCCGACUCACCAUCGUCUUCAGAUCCUGCCGAGAAGGAUUUAGAAACGGGUGCUGCACAGCGCUUGGGUCGACCGGAGCGACGAACAACCAUCAAGUUCGACGGUACCUCGUCUCCGGAGGCCCAGGGAGGCGUGUAUCAACCCCAGCAGCUGGGCCGUCCUCGUUCCCUGAGCAGGGACACUGCGAAGAGCGGGCGAACUGGAAUACAGAACUCUGGGACUGCCGGUAUUCCCAUCGAAUUUCGGACUCUGUCAAUCCAGAUAUCAGAGACACAGAAAGCGACUGAAGAGGUAGUGAAGGAGAGACAAGAGAAGGAGAGGCAUCCAGAUCAGGAUUACUUCGAGAGCCUAGACUUCCAUAUUCUCAGCACUGACAGAGUAUCUCAGCAACUCAAUGUCGACUGCAGAUACGGUCUCAGUUCAUCGACUGCUGCUCAACGGCUUCAACGUGACGGCAAGAACGUAAUUGCACACCACCGAGAGAAUUACCUCAAGAAAAUCCUCGGAUAUGUCUUUGGGGGUUUCUGUUCGGUGCUGUGGGUUGGUGUUAUCAUCUUCUUCAUCUGCUGGAAACCUUUGAGCGACCCCCCCUCGGUGCCUAGUCUUGCGAUGGCAAUCUUGGUUAUCAUCGUUAUUGUUCUGCAAGCAAGCUUUUCUGCCUUUCAGGACUGGUCUACGAAGCAUGUGAUGAACUCGAUACUCAACCUGCUUCCAUCGGAAGCACUGGUUCUUCGCGAUGGGAAACAGAUCAAAGUCCCCUCUACAGAGCUUGUCGUUGGUGAUAUAGUUUACGUCGCCAUUGGAAAUAAGGUUCCAGCAGACAUGCGUCUCUUCCAAAGCUCCGGAGAUGUUCGCUUUGAUCGUGCUGUCCUCACUGGCGAGUCUGAUGAGAUCGACGGAGCAAUAGACGCUACCGACGACAACUUUCUGGAAACCAGAAAUAUCGCCUUUAUGGGCACCAGUGUGACAAAUGGGAAUGCAGUUGGCAUGGUUGUGCUUACAGGCAGCGGCUCUGUAAUGGGCCGUAUAGCCAAGAUGACUGCUGGUGUCAAGGAGAAGCCAACUCUCAUCCAAAAGGAGAUUACGCGGUUUGUGACGAUUAUCAUUGGCCUCACCCUUACUUUGGUCCUGUUGAUCUUACUUACCUGGGUCGGUUGGUUGCGCGUUGACCACUUCGCCUUCAUGAAUGUCGUGGCAAUGUUGAACAAUGUCAUGGGCUGCGUUGUUGCUUUCAUACCCGAGGGCAUGCCAGUCGGAGUUGCUCUUACUCUCAUGAUGGUUGCGAAACGCAUGAAAAAGGCCAAUAUCUUACCCAAGGGUCUUGCCACAGUCGAAACAUUGGGCUGCGUAAAUGUCAUUUGUUCGGACAAGACAGGCACUUUAACCCAGAAUAAGAUGUCCGUCAGAUCACUAGGCCUACUCGAUACCGCGCUGGAUGUGGAUCAGCUCUUCAGCUUACAGCGCAAUGACAUGUCAGAGCCAUUGAAAAGCUUGGUUCGAGGAUCAUUGUUGUGUAAUGAUGCAUUCUUUGACCCGGCAACGAUUGCUUUGCCUAUUAAUGAGCGAGAUGUCACGGGAAAUGCCACUGAUGCCGCUGUCCUACGCUUUGCCGAAACUAUCAUGCCCGAUGGUCGUAAUCAGCUCUCCUCGUUCGAGAGGAUUCACCAGAUCCCCUUCAAUUCGAAGAACAAGUGGAUGCUAACGAUACAUCGGGAUCCUACCAAUACAGACGGGUACCUUGUUUUCGUUAAAGGUGCACCAGAUGUUCUACUUCCGAAAUGCACCUCAUAUCUAUCUGGAUACGAUAGCACGAGCAAGGCUCUGGACGAAAAGGCAAAAGAGAUGUUCUCAAAUUUCCAAGCUGAAUUAUCCAGAAAGGCGGAGCGUGUGAUUGUUCUCUGUCAGCGGCGCUUCACUCCUCGCGCUGCUAUUGGGUCAAAUGAUUUUAACGAGGAGGUUUUGAAUGAAUGUGUCCAGAAUCUGACGGUUACUGGGAUUUUCGGGAUCAUCGAUCCACCACGACCGGAGACUGCAGAUACGGUAGCCGCUUGUCGAAAAGCUGGUAUUCGUUUCUUCAUGGUUACAGGUGACUUCAGUUUAACUGCGGCAGCUAUCGCAAGAGAUAUCGGUAUCUUCAGUGGCACCGCUGAGCCAGAUACUGUGGAUGACCUGAAGCCCUUCACUAAUGACGAGAAUGACGAGAAGCAUUCACUUCAAUCUCACCACAGCCUCCUGGUUGACGGCAAGCAUAUUGCAUCCCUCAACGAUUGGCAGUGGGAUGCUGUGUGCAAGUAUGAAGAAAUCGUGUUUGCUCGAACUUCACCCGAACAAAAGUUCCGCAUUGUAGAGGAACUCAAGAGCCGUGACAACGUCGUCGCUGUAACGGGAGACGGUGUCAAUGAUGCUCCGGCAUUACGUGCAGCCGACGUUGGUAUUGCGGUGGUCUCCGGCAGUGACGUUGCAAUCGAGGCAGCCGAUCUAGUACUUCUCGACAAAUUCGAUUCGAUUGCUCAGGCGAUUCGACUGGGUCGACUCGUUUUCCAAAACCUCCAAAAAGUGAUCGCAUAUUUGCUGCCUGCCGGCAGUUGGUCCGAGAUAUGGCCAGUCUUGAUGAACGUGUUCUUCGGCGUCCCACUGCCCCUAAGCUCUUUCCUUAUGAUCAUCAUCUGUGUGUUCACAGACUUAUUCUGCUCCCUUGCGCUCAUCAUGGAAAAGGAGGAAUACGACCUUCUCAGCGUACCCCCACGAAAUCACAAAAAAGACCACUUGAUCAACCUGAAGAUAUACGGACAAUCAUACCUCUUCGUCGGUGUCAUGGAGGCAUUCUGUGCGCAUUCAAUGUUCUUUCUCUACAUGUACAAGAAAGCAGGCAUCCCAUUCCAUGCCCUCGUCUUCGCAUUUGAGAAGUACUCAGAUGGUUUCUAUGGCUACACACAGGACGAGCUGACCAACUUCAACAACGUCGGCCAAGGCGUCUACUUCGUGAGUCUCGUCAUGCUCCAGUGGGGUAACAUCCUCUCUGUGCGCAACAAACGCAUGUCAAUCCUCCAAGCAGACCCCGUCCGCAGGCAACGCCGUAACCCCUGGCUCCCACUGUCGAUGGCCAUAUCCCUUGUCAUCGCCAUCUUCGUCACCGAGGUCCCGGGCUUCCACAGAUUAUUCAACACCGCACCAGUACCCAUCGAGUUCUGGUUCAUCCCUCUGGCGCUGGCGCUAGGUAUCCUACUCAUGGACGAGCUUCGAAAACUACUGGUCCGGCAAUUCCCAAAAAGCAUAAUCGCAAAAAUAGCUUGGUGAUCGCUUUGCCGGUGCAAGAAGGAACACAACACUACACUACGCUAUUUGUGUACCUUUCGACCGCUGGAUAUCUUCCUUUCAAAGAUGAUAUAAUAGACGGUAUAUCCUAAAUUCGGCGGUAACGUCGUUUAUGAGUCCAUGCACAAGUUUGAGGGCGGAUAUGUGAUUUCUAGAGACGGUGGUGUUUGUAUCUUUGGCCAGGUUGGGAGAGGAUUUAUUUGAAAAUAAUGUCUGUUUCUUGAAAAUAUUA